AUGAUUCAUUCCAACGAGCCACUGCCCUACGCUAUCGAAUAUGCAAAGUCUGGCCGGUCGACUUGUAAAACAUGCAAAAAGAAUAUCGCGUUGGAUCAAUUGAGAAUGUCAAUGAAUCGCCCGUCAACAUUCUUCGAUGGAAACAUGGAUUCGUGGUUUCAUUACAAUUGCUUCUGGAAUAAAAUGAUUCGCGGCCGAGAUGACAUCAAUAUAAGCUCAAUCCGAGGAGUCGAUUGGCUUCGCUGGGAAGAUCAGGAAAAGCUUCGCCAGGAAAUUCAACACUUUAAAACCGCAUCGCCACCGACUCUGACACCCCUGUUCUCUACCACUACCGUCAUUUUGUCCACAAUAAAAACCGAAAAAUCGUUGUCAAAUCGUGGGAAAUGUGGAAAAUGCGGCCAAAAUUUCGAGCGCGGCGAAAUCAAGGCUCAUAACAAGGGAAAAGCCAACCAUUUCGAGUGUUUUCUGCAGGAAUUUGAUAAAAUUUCCGGCACCGUUGAGGAUAUUCCUGGCUGGGCGGAUUAUGAGGCGAACUUUAAAAUUAAGGCGACUGGGGAGUAUGUGGAGGCUUUAGCUGCAAAAGGGGGAUCCACGGAGCCAGCUACCCCGGCUUCUGCCUCUCCAACACCACCAGAAGCUGAAACUCCAGUUUUAUCUGCAGAAGGAUCCCCGGAAAGCUCCAAUAAACGUCCGGCAAGCGCUGAAAUCAUUGAAAUCGACGGUGAAGGGAAUCCAGAUGAGAAUGAUUUUGCGAAGAAAAGACGAAUGAAGAAGGAAGCAAGAUUGAUGGAGGUUCAGAAGAAGCGAAUGAAGAAACAAUCCGAUCUUCUCUGGGAAUACCGCCAGAUCUUCGAAAGAAUGCCGUACACCGACAACAUUUCUAUAUUACGAGAAAACGAGCAAGACAUUCCAGAAGGACACGAUCGUACUGCACAAGAUGUUUUCCACGAAAAAACGAAGAACGAUUGGAUUUAUAGAAAACAUUUCCGCAAAAUGCCCGGAAUGUUCAGCUACGUGGAGACGGAUUACUCGGAAUUUGUGGGCACAAAUAACGGACACAAAAAAAAAAUCACUCCAGGAUCAAAAAUCACUCCAGGAUCAAAAACUCUACUUCCAAAAUCUGUAAAAGAAGUUGUAAUGUCAAUUUUCGACGUUGAAAACAUGAAAUCUGCAUUAAAAUCGUUUGAAAUAGAUGUGAACAAAAUGCCGCUUGGAAGAUUAUCACAUAAUCAAAUCAAUUUGGCUUUUGAAGUUCUCAAUGAUAUUAGUGAUUUGCUUGUCAAGCUGCCCAUUGAUGCUUCAAAAAUUUUGGAUUUUAGUAACAAGUUCUACACGAUUAUUCCGCAUAAUUUUGGAAUGCGGGUGCCCGAGCCGAUUGAUAGUUUUCAUAAAAUUAAGGUAGAAAAUUUAUGGAAAAUCAAGAAAAAAGAGAAAAACAACAUGCUCAACGCCCUUCUCGACAUCAAAUUCGCGUAUGAUCAAAUCAGCGGUGGAGAUGUUCCAGCAUCAACGUCAUUGAGUAUUGAUCCAGUUGAUAUUAAUUAUCGAAAAUUGAAAUGUAUUAUGGAACCACUACAACAAGGCUGUGAUGAUUGGAAUAUGAUUCAUCAAUAUUUGAAGAAUACUCACGGAGCCACUCAUGAUUUGAAAGUCGAGCUGAUUGAUAUUCUAAAAGUGAACCGAGACAAUGAAUCGUCGAAAUUCAAACGACACAUCGGAAAUCGACGUCUUUUGUGGCACGGAUCAGGAAAAAUGAAUUUCGCCGGAAUUUUGGGUCAAGGACUUCGAAUUGCGCCACCGGAGGCUCCAGUUUCUGGAUAUAUGUUCGGAAAGGGCGUCUAUUUUGCUGAUAUGUUCAGCAAAAGUUUCUUCUAUUGCAGGGCCAACGCCAAAGAAGAAGCAUAUCUUCUGCUCUGUGACGUGGCACUCGGCAACGUGCAACAGUUGAUGGCUUCGAAGAAUGUUUCGAGACAAACUCUGCCAGCAGGCUUCCAGUCUGUGCAGGGAGUAGGCCGCCAAUGUCCACGAGAAAUUGGAAGUUACAAGAAUCCGGAUGGUUAUACCGUUCCACUGGGCCUCACUUACAUGCAACUUCAAGGAAAACAGAAUGUCGAUUAUCACUUGCUUUAUAAUGAAUUCAUUGUGUAUGAUGUCGAUCAAAUUCAGCUCAAGUAUCUCGUCCGUGUCAAAAUGCACCAUGCUCGUCAUCUUUAA
Caenorhabditis elegans is the source of this 2214-nucleotide messenger RNA. The record is from the annotation of a RefSeq genome assembly. NCBI's taxonomy places the organism in Eukaryota, Metazoa, Nematoda, Chromadorea, Rhabditida, Rhabditidae.